Bipolaris zeicola 26-R-13 is the source of this 1269-nucleotide messenger RNA. RefSeq lists its product as uncharacterized. Bases 1 to 1269 code for a protein of 422 amino acids. Gene Ontology annotation, biological process: phosphatidylinositol dephosphorylation. The record is from RefSeq and is a predicted model, not a curated record. The transcript has a single exon. NCBI's taxonomy places the organism in Eukaryota, Fungi, Ascomycota, Dothideomycetes, Pleosporales, Pleosporaceae. Gene Ontology annotation, molecular function: phosphatidylinositol-4,5-bisphosphate 5-phosphatase activity.
AUGCUGGACCUGUACCUCGUCACCUUCAAUGCGGCGCGCAAUCUCGUCGACCCGCAGGCCCUGGCGCCCUCCUUCUUUGACGCGCUCCCCAAGGGAACGCCCGUGCCGGACAUUGUCGCCAUUUCGCUGCAGGAAAUUGCGCCCAUUGCCUAUUCAUUUCUCGGUGGAUCCUAUUUGAAGCCCUACUUCGACCGCCUGACCACGACUGUCCAGCUUGCUGCUGACCUCCACAGCCAGGGCAGCGGCUCCCUCGAGCAUGUGGCCACGCGUAGCCUGGGCAUGACAGCCCUGAUGCUAUUUGCAAAUCCAGCUAUCCUCGAGAGGAUACAAUGGAUACAGUCUGCAGGUGCAGGCGUCGGCUUCUCCAACAUUGGCAACAAGGGGGCUGUUGCGAUGCGCAUCGGCCUGGCCUGUCCCGGCGCCGACGACACCCUUGAUCUCACCUUUGCUGCAGCCCAUCUUGCGCCCAUGGAAAGGAACGUGGAAGCGCGCAACAAGGACUGGGAGAAUCUGGUGCGCAACUUGGUCUUUGUCAAUGGCGACGAGACCGCCUACAGCUCGAGCGAACAAAGACCCCUUCUAGCCGCCUCUUCAGAUGCUCCAGCUGAUCACAACGGUCUUUUUACGCCUGGAAACCACGUCUUCUUUUACGGCGACCUAAACUAUCGCACUAGUGACAGUCCGCCAGACGGUGACGCUCCCAAGUCCUACCCUCAGCCUACCGAGUCAGAGUCAUCAUCCCGACACUUUUCACAUUUGCUAAAACAGGACCAAUUGAUUCGAGAGAAAGACGCCAAGCGCACACUGCAUGGCUUUGAAGAGCUUCCCAUUACCUUCCCGCCUACAUACAAGUACUCCACUUCCAAACACUCUCUAGCCGGUGAGGUUGAAUCGUGGCACUGGUCAAAGCACCGAUAUCCCUCGUGGUGUGACCGAAUUCUCUUUCUACGCGCCGGGUCUGCGUCAGACCUAGAACCCCAGAUCUACACCGCUCUCCCCAUCCAGCCCACGUCAGACCACCGUCCUGUUGCUCUCUCCCUGCGCAUCGACGAAAAGCCCAUCAAAAUGGGCAUCAACGAGGUCUUUUCCCGUGCGCCCUUUGAAAUCAAUCCCCAGUGGAAGGCCAGACGGGAUGCCGCACGACGCUGGGAAGUCAUUGUGGGCGUCAUAUCCUACCUCGCCUUGACUGGUAAGGGCCAGAUCAUCCUCAUCACCUUGCUGGGUGUGAUAGCUGGCGGUCUGUUUUUGGCUGGGGCUUUGGCUAGAUGA